AUGAAGGCCACUCUCAUCCUCGCCAUCUUCGCUGCUGCCGCCGCCGCCGCACCACAAGGUGCUAUCGCCAAGCGCCAAACCCAAAAACGCUGCGGUGCCGGCUCCGGCCUCACCUGCGCCACCGGCGAAACCUGCGUCGGUGAAUUCGGCUUCAAGGACGACCCGAAGGGUGUCUGCAUGAAGAAUGCCAUCAAAUGCGGUUCCACCCCCGCCGACCCAAACACCACCUGUCCCAAGGACAAAUCCUACAAAUGUAUCCCACGCGCCAACACCCUCCAAUGCCCCAUGGACGUAGCCUACUGCGGCUUCUGCGUCGAAAAGGCUGUUACCGACAUCGUCGGCAUUCGCAGCGAAGGUGUCAACCGAUGCGGUGGGAAAUCCGGAAAGAAGUGUUUCGAGAACCCAUCGAAUUUGGAGCUCUGCGCCGGUGAGGAUGCGCUUAAUGAUGGGAUGGGAGUUUGUUUGUCAUGGGGAUUCUCGAGGAAUUGUCAGUCUGAUGCGGACUGCAAUUUCCCUGGAUCUCCCAGCCAGAGCUUCUGUGUUACUAAUACUUGUCCUAAGGGAUUGGGACCUGAGGAGUGCACUGGAAAGGUCUGUUUGGAUGAGAAGUAUAUCAGGCAAUUUGGGUUGUCUAAGGUCUAA
This is a messenger RNA of Orbilia oligospora ATCC 24927, 642 nucleotides long. RefSeq lists its product as uncharacterized. The transcript has 2 exons. Lineage: Eukaryota; Fungi; Ascomycota; Orbiliomycetes; Orbiliales; Orbiliaceae. Bases 1 to 642 code for a protein of 213 amino acids. The record is from RefSeq and is a predicted model, not a curated record.